Xiphias gladius (swordfish) is the source of this 2738-nucleotide messenger RNA. RefSeq names its product protein arginine methyltransferase 6 (gene prmt6). The transcript has a single exon. NCBI's taxonomy places the organism in Eukaryota, Metazoa, Chordata, Actinopteri, Istiophoriformes, Xiphiidae. Bases 466 to 1521 code for a protein of 351 amino acids. Gene Ontology annotation, molecular function: protein-arginine N-methyltransferase activity. Gene Ontology annotation, biological process: peptidyl-arginine methylation. The record is from RefSeq and is a predicted model, not a curated record.
CCGUCGGCCAGGCCAAAUGUCAGCUGACUCUCUGGGGCACGAUUCCCUGCACCGAGCUGGUACUUGUCCACAAUACUGUGCUCGAACGAGCAGGCUUCAGCUGGAUCGAACAGCGGCCGCCGGUCGUGGAUUCCGGAUGCUGUGGGACGAGCCUGGCAGGUCGUGACAGAAGCCUCCGACGGCACCUCUCCACACACGGAUACGUUCCGGAGCACGGUUCCGCUGAAACGUGUUGGAAGAGGUCACGCACGGGAGUGUCACCCUCGCUAAUUAGGAGACGCUCGGAUUUACCAAUCGUCGCCGCGACAGUGAACGCAGCAACUCGCGGUUGUGGGACUUGUAGUCUUUUGGCACGCGCGCGCCGGUCGCCUCCUGCGCCACGGGAAACUACAAGUUCCAGAUGCACCGGUGCGGAAGCGGCGCAUCACAACACUGCGAGGUCUGAGCAGCGGCCGCGCGGGGAAGAUGUCUCACGUUGUGAAGAAAAGAAAAGUCGACAAAAGCCGCCAGGACACGCUCUACUUUGACAGCUACUCCGACGUGACCAUCCACGAGGAGAUGAUCGCCGACCACGUGCGGACCAGCACCUACCGGACGGCGAUCCUGAGGAACGGCGAGUCCUUGCGGGGGAAGGUCGUACUGGACGUCGGGGCGGGAACCGGCGUUUUGAGCGUCUUCUGCGCGCAGGCCGGCGCCAGGAAGGUGUUCGCCGUCGAGGCCUGCUCCAUCGCCGAGCAGGCUGCCAGAAUAGUCCGGCACAACGGCCUGCAGGACCGCAUAGAGGUGAUCCGAGGCACGGUGGAGACGGUGGAGCUGCCGGAGUCGGUGGAGGUGAUAGUGAGCGAGUGGAUGGGCUACGCCCUCCUGCACGAGUCCAUGCUCAACUCGGUCCUGCACGCGCGCGACAGGUGGCUGAAGCCCGGCGGCCUCAUCCUGCCGAGCAAAGCCGAGCUCUACAUCGCACCGGUCAGCGACCCGGUGGUGCAGGACCGCCUGCGCUUCUGGGGCACCGUCAAAGACCAGUACGGCGUGGACAUGUCCUGCAUGUCCGACUUCGCCCGGAGCUGUAUCAUGAACUCCGACAUCACGGUGAACUCGGUGUCGGUCGAGGACGUGCUCUCGCACCCGGCCCGCUUCGCCGAGCUCGACCUGUACUCGGUGACGGCGGAGGAGCUGCGCUCGGUGAGGGGCCAGUUCCGGUGCGAGUCGUUCGGCUCGGCGGCGGUCAGCGCGUUCUGCGUCUACUUCACGGUGACCUUCCCCUGCCCGGACAAGCCGCCGGCGCUCGUGCUCUCCACGUCCCCGUUCAAGCCGGAGACGCACUGGAAGCAGGCGGUGCUGUACCUGGACGCCCCGGUGGACGUGGUGCAGGACACGGUGGUCGCCGGGGAGGUCAGCCUGUACCCCUCGGAGGACAGCGCCAGACACAUAUGCAUCCGCGUGGACUACACCAUAGGAGAGCAGAAAAGACAGUCCAAGACCUUCUCCAUGCCGGACUGGAGCUCUGAGGCGCAGGCGUAGGGGACCGGCGGUCCACUUCACCGGUCUGUUCACCGCGGGGCGCAGCAGUGACUCUACCUCAGACCAGUCUGCUGAACCGUCGUUGCGGUCACAUGUAAAAAAAAAACAGUGGGAGCUCAGGAGGCCUCAGGCAAGCGCGCGGAGGGACUGCAGCACACGCACACGCACACACACACACACACACACACAGUCUGACAACUUUUAGUGCAGUUUCUGAGUAGACACACAAGCACAGGGCGGCUACUACAAUCCACCACCUGACCUACGGCGCGUGUUCUUAGCUCGGGGCCGACCUUUUGUCUUCGCCCCCGAUAAGUGACUUGGCACAUUAAAACAAAAACGGAGCUCCCAUUUGAUCAAACUCGCUCAACCAGACCAACACGUGUGCUGGAAGCCGGCGCCGGCGCGUUGGUGCUGCUCACACGACCACUUUCACGCCGGGACGCUGCCGCCCCGUCGAGGCCGGGCAGCUUAGUUCUCUUGUCGUGGUGAAAAAAAACAGCGCUCCAGCUUCACCGGAGACUGAAACUCCGCUGGAAGUCGGGCGAGCGGAAUAGUUCCAGCUGGAUGUGGAGCUCCUUACAGCAGAGCGAGGCGGCUUUUACAGUCAGGGCCGGGUCGCACACAUCUGAUAUUCUAAUCAAGUCAGUCGUGCAUAUUGUGUGGACUGGGAUCGGACCAAUAUAUUGACUGGGACUAGCUGUAGUCAGACAGGAGGUGCUUGACUUUGGCCGCUGUUCAGCUUCUUUUUAACGAAGGGGCCAAAUUGGCUCAGCCUUUCUGCUUUAAAACUAGCACACACUGUCAUGGGAGAGAAGCCGCCGACCGAAUUAAAACUUCCAGAUUCUUCCUCAGCGUUCUGCAAGAUGGCGGCGCCUCUGCUGCCCGUCCGUACGGCGGCGUUUCCUCUCGCGGUCCCUUCACCGUCGCUGACAAUCGAGGACGAAUCCUUCUUAUUUAGCAAAGUGAAUACUCCGAUGGCCACUCUUAAUGGUUUACUGCUGAUCCAGAACGGUAAACUGGUCACUGGUCGGCCACCGACUCGUACCUCGGAGCGGGUUGGAGUGGGUUCAAGUGACGGAGUUUGGUGAAGUGACACGUGUGUGUGUGUGUGUGUGUGUGUGUGUGUGUGUGUAAAAGAGAAAUUGUUUGCUUGCCAGCUGUGUUCGUUGCCGAACAUAUGGGAACUAGACCUGUAAUAAAUUGCUUGAACGUUC